CGUUAGACGUCUUGAUUUAAUAUAAAACUAGCAUGAUGGCCGUCACGUUGUUAUGACAAGAGAUACGUCAAAUCUGUAAUAUUUCUUAAAACGGACUGGACCGGCUGUUUUAGUAUCUCUUGAUUUCGUUAAAGUUAAAAAUUGCUUCUGAAUUCUUCAUGUACACGCAAACAAUAAAAAUGCCGGUUCAGAAGGAUUCAAAUAUCGUGAAAAUUGCUGUUCAGAUGACGGAACAAGUAGCACAACUCAUUGAAUUUAAUCAAAAACAUCCUCUUACUGGAAUUAUUCAAGAACUAUGCAAUGCGUGGGGUCUUUCUGAUCCUGAAUCGUAUUCGUUACAAUUUUCAGAAAAUAAUAAUAAAAAUUAUAUCACGGAAAAAAAUCGUAAUGAAGUAAAAAAUGGUAGUAUUUUAAGAUUAGAAUUCUCCCCCUCAAAAACAGCUUGUGAUAUUUUAGCAAAACUUAACAAUGGGACUAUGGAAGAAAAAACUGCUGCUUUGCAAAAAUUAAGCACCCUUAGCACAGAUAUGACAUUUGCAUUAGAAUUUAUUAAUAAACAAGGAUUAGCUUUAAUUAUAUCACAGGUGGAAGGUGAAAAAUAUAAGGGAAAUGCACUUGCAUAUUCACUUCAGUCAUUUGUAGAACUAAUGGACCAUGGAAUUGUCUCAUGGGAUAUAUUAGAAACACCCUUUAUUAAUAAAGUAGCAAGUUAUGUAAACAAUCAAGCUGUAAUCCAAGAUACCAGUAUUAUUGAAGCUUCACUUAGCAUUCUUGAAAAUAUAGUAUUAAAUUCUUCAGGAAAAUAUGGACAAGUUGAAAAAGAAGUAACUUUUCCUAAUUUAGUGAUGCAUUUACAAAGUGCACGUCCACAGAUACAACAAAAUGCAAUAGCUCUCAUAAAUGCUUUAUUUCUUAAGGCUGAUUUAUGUAAACGUAGAGUUGUUGCUGCAACUCUCCAAUCUAAACAAGUUAGAAAUUUAUUUUUAACAAAUAUUAUACAAUCUACUGGUCAGGUUGGUGCAGAAAUGGCACAUCAAUUAUAUGUAUUACAAACACUUAUGUUAAGUUUGUGGGAACAGCGUAUGAUGACAAAUAUGGAUCCACAAGAUCAAGAUGCACAUGACAAAAUUAAAGAACUUCGAAGAAUUGCUUUUGAUACUGAAGGAGCCAUAGGUGGAGACGUUACAGCUAGAAAACAAGGCCUUUUCGCUAAAGACUACAAAAAACUGGGUUUUAAAUAUGAUAUUAAUCCUGCUCUUGAUUUUACUGAAACUCCUCCUGGCAUGCUUGCUUUAGAUUGCAUGGUUUAUUUUGCACGGAAUCAUACUGAAGCUUAUACUAAAGUUGUUCUAGAAAACUCUUGCAGAGCAGAUGAACAUGAAUGUCCCUUUGGUAGGACAAGUGUGGAACUUGUUAAAUUACUUUGUGAAGUUCUACGUAUUGGAGAAGCACCCAGUGAACAAGGGCAAUCAUAUCAUCCUAUGUUUUUUACACAUGAUCAUCCAUUUGAAGAAUUCUACUGUGUAUGCAUAGUUCUUCUAAAUAAAACUUGGAAAGAAAUGAGAGCCACUACUGAGGAUUUUGUAAAAGUGUUUUCUGUUGUAAGAGAGCAAAUCACAAGAGCACUUCAAUGUAAACCUACAGGAUUGGAUAAAUUCAAAAAUAAAUUACAACAAUUAACGUAUUCAACGAUUACUAAUUUAUGGCAACAAGAAAGAACUAGUAGAGAAGAAUGGGAAAGUCAUGCAAGGCCAAUAGUUGAACUGAGAGAACAAAUUACACCUGAAAUUUUAGAGCUUAUUCAACAACAACGCUUAGGAUUUUUAGUAGAAGGCACUAGAUUUAUGAAGUAUAGUGCUAGAGGACAGAGAAUCAAGGAUAAAUUCUGGUAUGUUCGGCUUUCACCAAAUCAUAAAGUAUUUCAUUAUGGUGAUUGUGAUGAAAAAUCAGUACCAACAAUAGAUGAACUUCCUACAAAAUUAGCUGUAGUUGAAAUUCGUGCUUUAUUGACUGGCAGAGAUUGCCCACAUAUGAAAGACUUGCAGAGACGAAAAACUACGCAUCAGUUAGCAUUCUCCUUAAUUCUAGAUUCUGUAGAAGUUUCAAGCCUAGAUUUUGUUGCUCCUGAUGAACAAGUUUUCGAUUAUUGGACCGAUGGUAUUAAUGCUUUACUUGGUAAUAGAAUGACCAGUAAAGAGGCAGAAAAUGACCUGGAAACAUUAUUAUCUAUGGAUAUUAAAUUGAGACUCUUGGAUACAGAAGGAAUUGAUAUUCCUCAAGAUCCGCCUGCAAUUCCAGAUCCUCCGCCAAAUUAUGAUUUUUGCUACGAAUUGAAGUAA
This is a messenger RNA of Eufriesea mexicana, 2339 nucleotides long. It is a transcript of the gene Ced-12, whose product is annotated as engulfment and cell motility Ced-12. The transcript has 7 exons. Gene Ontology annotation, cellular component: plasma membrane. Bases 159 to 2339 code for a protein of 726 amino acids. Lineage: Eukaryota; Metazoa; Arthropoda; Insecta; Hymenoptera; Apidae. The record is from RefSeq and is a predicted model, not a curated record. Gene Ontology annotation, biological process: actin filament organization; cell motility.